AUGAAAAUGUAUUGUUUGAUGAAUACACAGCUAUGCAAAUAUUUUGAUGGCAUACUAUUAUCAUGGGCAAUACAGCACGCACCGAAGGCAAAGUUUGCAUUUCGAAUUUCAAGUUCCCUGCUGCUGAGUUGAGUUUUCCCCUGUGCGUGUGUGUGCCAUAAGUUUGAGUUUGGAAAAUGGUCAACUAUCUGGGCAAUGGACUGGUGACCUGUGGACUAUUCCUGAGCUUCCCUGUGAGAAUGUUGCUGUAUGCGGUCUUCAUCUACCUGGCCAAUGUGACGGCCAUGUUGCAGUUGAUCCAGGAACUUUUGAUCAUCAUGCUCCAGCUGCAGCUGGUGGUGAUCAGAUACAUGUACCACCCCCGGACCUUUGUGGGGACACCUUUUCGAGAGCACCUCCUGGACAUCCUACAGUUCCUGAUGAACGCGUGGAGCCUGCUGCUGCACUUGCUCGCCCAAUCCCUGAGCCUGCCGUGCCACGUUCUGGGACGACUCAGCCGGGUUUUCCGCUUCUGCGCCCGUACUCACACCUGGGUGACCAUGCUGCAGCACAACUGAAAAACUCUGGGAACCCUGGGAACCCUGAGAACCCUGGGAACCCUGGGAACCCUGGAAAGCCCCCAACUGAAGCGCUGAAAAAUUAUCCUGCGAGAGCAAUAAACGCUCGCAAGUGCAUGAAAUUUAAUGUUCAUUUUGUGGACUCAACUCCGCAUACUUUAGCGAGGUAUUUGAUGAACAGGGGGUAUUCUGCGGUAUUAGAAGGCACCAGUCAAACAAUAUAUAUAUUUUAACAUCAGUUUUUAAUUAAAUAUAUUGUAUACUGAUAUGUAUAAAAAAUCGUAUAUUUAUAUUUAAAAAAUG
Drosophila biarmipes is the source of this 860-nucleotide messenger RNA. RefSeq lists its product as uncharacterized. NCBI's taxonomy places the organism in Eukaryota, Metazoa, Arthropoda, Insecta, Diptera, Drosophilidae. The transcript is spliced from 2 exons. Bases 177 to 557 code for a protein of 126 amino acids. The record is from RefSeq and is a predicted model, not a curated record.